Gracilinanus agilis (Agile Gracile Mouse Opossum) is the source of this 2127-nucleotide messenger RNA. It is a transcript of the gene C1R, whose product is annotated as complement C1r. Gene Ontology annotation, biological process: complement activation; zymogen activation. The coding region runs from base 31 to 2127 and encodes 698 amino acids. Gene Ontology annotation, cellular component: extracellular region; blood microparticle. The record is from RefSeq and is a predicted model, not a curated record. The transcript is spliced from 12 exons. Lineage: Eukaryota; Metazoa; Chordata; Mammalia; Didelphimorphia; Didelphidae. Gene Ontology annotation, molecular function: calcium ion binding; serine-type endopeptidase activity.
CCGCCCUUGAUUUCUCUCAUUCCAGAGUGCAUGAAGCAGCUGUGGGGAGAGUCACGGACCCCUGCGCAGGCUCAGAGAAUGUCACUCUGGCACCUCUUGGUGUCCCUCCUACUCUGUAGGUUGGGGGAUUCCAUCCCUAUUAUCAAUGAGCUUUAUGGAGAGGUGACAUCCCCGAUGUACCCCAAGUCAUACCCCAAUAACUACGAUGAUACCAGAGAGAUUGUGGUCCCCCAGGGCUAUUCCGUGAAACUUGUCUUCUGGCAGUUUGACCUGGAACCUUCUGAAGGCUGUUACUAUGACUAUGUCAAGAUCUCUGCUGACAAGAAAGACUUGGGUCGAUUUUGUGGACAACUAGGCUCCACACCAGGCAACCCUCCUAGCCAGAAGGAGUUUGUGUCUCAGGGGAACCAGAUGUGGCUAACAUUUCAUACUGACUUCUCCAAUGAGGAGAAUGGGACCACCAUUUUCUACAAAGGAUUUCUGGCUUACUACCAAGCUGUGGAUGUGGAUGAGUGUGCUGCCCAGGACAAUGUAAUUGAGAAGAACUCAAACAUAGGACUUCGGUGUGAGCACUUGUGCCACAACUCUAUAGGCAGUUAUUUCUGCUCUUGCCGCCCUGGUUAUGAGCUCCAGGCAGAUGAACAUUCUUGCCGUGCGGAGUGCAGCAGUGAGCUAUUCACAGAGACAUCAGGGUACAUCUCCAGCCUGGAGUACCCUAAAGCCUAUCCCCCUGACAUGCGCUGCAACUACAGUAUUCGUGUGGAUCGAGGCCUAACUAUCAACCUCAAGUUCCUAGAGCCUUUUGAAAUCGAUGAUCAUCAGCAAGUUCACUGCCCCUAUGACCAGCUCCAGAUCUACGCCAAUGGGAAGUCAUUUGGCGAGUACUGUGGGAGGAAGAGCCCUGGCGUCAUGGACACCAGCAGCAAUGCUGUGGAUGUGCUAUUCUUCACAGAUGAGUCAGGCGAUAGUCGAGGCUGGAAGAUCCAUUAUACCACUGAAGUUAUCAAAUGCCCCCAGCCCAAGGCCCUUGACGAAUUCACUGUCAUCAAUAACUUGCAAUCACAGUACCAGUUCCGUGAUUACCUCAUUGUCACCUGCAAACUUGGCUACCAGCUCACAGAGGGGAACCAGCAACUGAAGUCCUUCACCUCUGUCUGCCAGGAUGAUGGCACAUGGCACCGACCUAUGCCCCACUGCAAGAUUGUGAACUGUGGUGCUCCCAAAAACCUACCCAAUGGGAACUUCGAAUACCUUACUAAGGAGGGGAAAAAUACCUACCAAGCUGAGAUCCUUUAUACUUGUCAGGAGCCAUAUUACCGGAUGGUAAAUGGAGAAGAAAAUGAGACAUAUACCUGCUCAGCCCAAGGCACCUGGAAAGACAAAAAUGGAAAUGAGAAGAUUCCUCGGUGUUUGCCUGUGUGUGGGAAGCCAGUUAAUCCUGUAGUUGAAAAUCAGCGCAUCAUUGCAGGGAAGAGUGCUCAGCUGGGCAACUUCCCUUGGCAGGCUUUCACCAAUAUCUAUGGGCGUGGAGGUGGGGCACUACUAGGUGAUAGAUGGAUCCUUACAGCUGCCCACAUUCUCUAUCCUAAAGACAGCUCUUCAUUGCCAGAUGCCUCUAUAGAUGUUUUCUUGGGCCAUACAAAUGUGGAUGAAAUCAUGAAAAUGGGGAUCCGCCCCGUCCGCAGGGUCAUCAUCCACCCAGACUAUAAUCAAAAUGAUACGAACAACUUCGACAAUGACAUUGCUCUUCUGGAGCUAGAGAACAGCGUCCCGCUGGGUCCUCACCUCCUCCCCAUCUGUCUGCCAGACAAUGAGACCUUCUAUGAAAAGGGCUUGGUGGGCUAUGUCAGUGGCUUUGGGAUCGAGAGUCAAAAACUCUCUGAUGAUCUGAAGUUUGUGAGUUUGCCCAUGGCCUCACCAAACAACUGCCGGAAUUGGCUCAAUGAAAAAAAGAGUAAACAGGUGUUUACCACCAACAUGUUCUGUGCUGGGGACAAGACAAGGAAGCAAGAUGCCUGUCAAGGAGAUAGUGGAGGAGUCUUUGCUGUGAAGGAUGAAAGUGGAGAUCGUUGGGUAGCCACAGGCAUUGUAACACUGGUUCUCAAAGGCUAUGUCAAUAAAGCCUAA